Molecule: messenger RNA, 2226 nt
Organism: Aspergillus fumigatus Af293
Lineage: Eukaryota; Fungi; Ascomycota; Eurotiomycetes; Eurotiales; Aspergillaceae
Product: Rad21/Rec8 N terminal domain protein
Exons: 6
Coding region: 1-2226 (741 amino acids)
Biological process (GO): replication-born double-strand break repair via sister chromatid exchange; synaptonemal complex assembly; mitotic sister chromatid cohesion
Cellular component (GO): cohesin complex; synaptonemal complex
Molecular function (GO): protein binding; chromatin binding
Source: RefSeq, a predicted model, not a curated record
AUGUUCUACAGUCACGAAAUACUCACAUCUCCCGAGCACGGAAUUGCUACGAUAUGGCUGGUCGCAACUCUGGGAUCGAGAUCCAUCACAAGAAGAUUGAACAAGAAGGCGAUACUGGACGUGGAUGUCCCAAAAGCUUGCGAGGUCAUCAUGGAUCCUGCAGCACCUAUGGCGUUGAGACUCCAGGGGAACCUACUAUACGGAGUCGCCAGAGUCUACGAUCAACAGUGUCGCUACACACUCACGGAUGUUCAGGCAAUGCAUGACAGACUAAGAUCAAUGUUGGGAGCUAUUCCCGGCACAGCGUUGGAUCCGACGGCUGGCAAAGCUAGAUUCGAACAGCUCAUCUUGCCGUAUGACCCGUCAUUCCUUCCUGAGAACAAUCUACCAGGCUUGAGAAUGGAUUUUUUCGAGUUGAAUUUGCCGAAGAACGAUCGAGAAAGCCAGCAAUCCAGCUUCCAGUUCCCAAUGACACCUGACCUGAGUCUGACCGCUGCAUCUCGUACCUCCAGUUUGCAGCUAGACUUUGGGUCACAAGAUCUAAUUCUGAGAGAUAUACAUGGGUUCAGUUCUGAGAGCGAAAUGACGAACUCUGUUCAAAGAAGUGUUCAACGUGGGCGGAUUGCAGUUACAGCUCUCAAUGAUGAAGAGGGCAUCCUUCUGCAGCCUGACUUUGACUUUGAUGAAGAUGGAAAUCUCAUUGAGCUUGGGGGGCUAAACGCUGCUGCCGAGGUUGGAAAGCGCAGCUCUGGCUGGCUUGACACUGAUAUUCCUGUCACUGAUGAGGUGAAAGAGGGUGAAUUGGAUGACAUCUCCUGGGACUAUCAGGUACAGUUUACACAGGACGGGCUGUUGUUCUUACUGACAAUAUCUCCCCAGCCAAUGCUAGCCGAUGAGGACAUGCAAGCGAUUACUGAACACGGACAGCCUAACCCUAUUUUCAACAGAGACACAUCUAUGCCUCAAGCUCCUGAAGAGAGAUACCCGGAAGACGUAGAGAACGUCUCAGGGACCCGGGAGGCACCGAUGCGUCGAACUCGAAGAAUCCCGAAAGCCGUUCCAACAGAUGCUCAAAAUGCGCUGCGAAACACUGAACUAGCUCAAUACAAUAGUGAAUACGUGCAAAAUAUGGCCGCUGCUCUAAAGAAGAAGCUGAAAAAUAGAGUGCCUGCUCAGGCUAAGAAAAAUGCAGAGUUUUGGGUAUUCGGCCUUGGAAUUGGCUCAGUCGGCGUUGGGUUGGGGACUUCUCUUGUCCAGCACCCUUUGCACUUCUUCUCGGGAGAGACAUUGUACGCAUCGCUGACAAGCGUCAAAAGAUCAAAGAAACGCAAGGGCUCUCCAUCGACAACUGAAGAUAGUGAUGCUGAUUCCGAGACUCGACGCAUUCGGCGCAGGGAAGAGUCCGAGGAGCAACUCGGCCGAGGUGGACUGUUUCAAGACAAUAACAACUUUCAGGACGACUUAGAGUUUGGUCGUCAUGUCUCGUCGGUCCUUCGAGAUGACUCCUCCCAAAUGCCCUGGAAUAUCACAGCGUCCGUCCGAAGCUCCCGGCUUGGGCUAUCUGCAACCAGCAUUUUCCGUGGAUUUGGCAGCAUCAGUGAUUUUUCUGCUCGGGGUAUUCACGAUUCCGCAGCAUCCGUGCCUCCACUUGCAGCAACAGGCAGAGUUCGUAGUCGCCUAACAAGUGCAAGUCCUCUAGCUGGACGUGGCUUUCACUACGACUUGGAGGGCCUUGCAAUCCCGGGUACCCAAGAAGAUGACGUGAAUUUCCUCGAAGAAAUUGAUCUAGUUGGCUAUCUUCAGAGCGAGUUUGACGUUAGAACCAAGGCUGAACCCAAGGACGAGACUGACAGGAAGCGAGCAGCUUUCCGUGACCGGCUGUUGAAAUCUAGCAUGGAUCAGGAAAGCCUAAACUUUCUUGAUUUUCUCAACUUGCAGCUUGAGGAGCCCGCUGGAGACCCGGCAGCCCAGGAUACUGUUCAUGAGACUGGUGCAGGCUUUCUUCGUCUUGAUGUUUCCGAUGGUAAAGAGGUAGCAUUUUCGACGCUCCUGCCUCGCGAAACUACCUCUCGUACAGUCGCCACGCAUGGUCUGAUGCACAUACUUACCCUGGCAACAAAGGGCUUUCUUUCUGUUUAUCAGGAGCCGUACGAGGAUGAGAGUACCGAGGAGUACGGUGUUCGUUACGAAUUCGGAGAGAUAUACUUGCGCUUAUCCGACAUGUAG